GGAUCUGGCGGAUCUUGCUUAGAUCCGGCCCAUUCUUUUAUCUGCAAGCCCUAUUCCACCUCUCCGGCUACCCACACUUCCACCCCCUCUCUCUCUCACACACAUACACAGUCACACAGUGACACAGUCACAUUUACCAUAGUUCCAGCAGCAGCAAUGGGUGAAGAAGAAAUGGAAGGAAAAGUUAUGGAAGGGGUAGCAUCAAUAGCACUCCUAGAAGACGGGUCAAUUUCGGGUCACUUCAUUCAUCUUCCCCAUUCUAUCUGUUAUGGUAUCCAUGGCACUGAGAUGGUUUGCGAAAGGGAAUGCAGCAGGGGCGAGGACUACCGCCUGGUCAAGCUCACAAUAAUUGACUACAAUAAAAAGAGAGAAAGGGACGUCAUAGUGGAGUGCAGAGGACAUGAUGCUGCUAGGAUACAUAACGUUGACCAUGCUCAUGGAUGGGAAGAUGAUGUCGUGAAUAUGGUUGACCAGAAGGACCAGAAGCACAAGAUUCUUGUUUCUUUCGAGUGUGAGACACUGAAAGCAGGUAAAGCAGCUGAGGACCAUAUCAACAAGUUCAUGCCCAAAUUAGCCGGGAUUGAUGCUGUUGUUAACGUUGGCAAGAUGAGUAUCGUAGGCUUAGAUUUCACUGAUGAAACUGGAGAUGGAGAUGAUAACCAGCAGCAUAUUUGACCCGUCCAAUUUCAGUAGUCCUAUCUUUUUUCAGCUGCAGCUCUUCUGCUGCCUUGUGUCACUCGAGCACUUUGACUUGAAAACUAUUUCAGAAGUUAAACCGGGAUGUGUUUAUCUUGUUGGUCAUGUAGUUUGAGGCUUAUUAUCUUGGUGUUGUGCCAUUUCUUGUAAUUAUAGUACUCCAAAAGCUACUAUAGGUUUUGCUAAUUUUCACUUUAGAUUAAGAUGUAUUGCUAAGUGUUGACAAUGUUAUACUGGGGAGAUUCGAGCUCAGAGCUCAAUUGUAAAUAUAUGGUGCACAAAGUCGAGCUAAACUCUCGUGAUUACUAUUACGCUAUGAUUACAAUUUCUUUA
Messenger RNA from Nicotiana attenuata, 1029 nucleotides. RefSeq lists its product as uncharacterized. The coding region runs from base 157 to 675 and encodes 172 amino acids. The transcript has 6 exons. The record is from RefSeq and is a predicted model, not a curated record. NCBI's taxonomy places the organism in Eukaryota, Viridiplantae, Streptophyta, Magnoliopsida, Solanales, Solanaceae.